AUGAGUUUCCAUGAUUUUCCUCAAGUAAUUGAUGGUUCUUAUAGUUCAAGUCCUUAUACUGGUUUAAAAGAGUUAACAAGCUCCCAGGUUGGUUACGAAUGGCAUCAGAGCGAGCGUUCCUCCGAUUUGACAGUGAUGAAUUUGGUGUCUCCUGCAUCAUGCUAUCCAAGUGCAUAUUAUGUUCCCCAAGAUGAGGUCAGUAACCCUAGAUUGUACUAUUCACACGAGUAUGAACCACCACCUACAGUUACACCAAAAUCAUAUGCUUCUAACCUAUGUGGAUAUCAGAUGUUUGAUACAAGUUCAGAAAGAGAGUAUGUUUUUGCUAAUGACAAUUUUGACACCACUCGCACGGUUGCUUCACUCUAUACUCUCACAUGUCAUACCCUUUCUACUGGCCAACCUUAUUACGCUCUUGAGUCAGCAAGUCCAUUGACAACUCCUUGUUCUAAUGUUGCAUCUAGCAUUGAAUUGAUUUCAGUUCUCAAUAAUCAUGAGUUUGGUGAAGAACUUACGAAUAUAAAUGAAGUCGCGAAUGGUGUUUCCGUACUUGUCAAAACUGGUGGUUAUAAGGAAUGUGGAGAUGGACGUAGCACAGUUAUGGGUGGAAAUGACGAAGAUAAGAGAUUAAGAGGAAAUCUUUUAGAAAAUAACAUCAACUUAGGAGAGGUGAUUAAAGAUGAUAAUAAUAAAGAGAACAAAGUGAAAAGUGCUGUUGAAGAAAUUGAGAAUGACAUUGAUGAUGUUAUUGGUGAUGGAAGUUUAACAGAUCCGACUAGAACUGUAAUUCGUUUGGAGAAAUUGACAAAUACCUUUGAUUAUUUGUUUGUGAUGGACAACUUUCAAAUACAUCAAAAUUCAAGUUCUGUUACAGAGUAUGUUGAGGAUUUUAUGCAUAUUAAAAACAGGGCUGAGUUCAUUUUUAAGCGCAAAUUUGAUGAUGAUCUUCUCUCUUACUGCUUCGUUGAAGGCUUGAAAGAAGAUUUUCGAGAUGCCUUGGAAUUAUGGGCACCUCGGACUCUACAAGAGGCUAUUAUUUUGGCUAGAUAUCAGGAGUUUUUGCUUGAAGAAAGCUCAAUGGUUGUUAAUGUAGAGAUGAAAUGUGAUAAGUCUCAGUUUUGGCAGCAACUUCAACGUUACUCUCAGUUUCCUGAUUUCAAUAAUUAUCUUGCUUUUAUCUUCUCUCGCGCUCAGAGUACGUCUGUGGAGGUCCGACAAGCAGCUGGCUUGCUUUUAAAAAAUAACCUCAAAAAUGCCUAUACAGCCAUGCCUUUGGAAAACCAAGAGUUUAUUAAAUCAGAAUUGCUUCCUUGUUUGGGAGCACGAGAUAGGCAAAUCCGCUCUACUACCGGGACCAUUAUAAGUGUACUUAUUCAGCUCGGAGGUGCUGCUAGCUGGCCUGAGCUGCUCAAUACUCUUGUCAACUGCUUGGAUAGUAACGACUUGAAUCUUAUGGAAGGUGCUAUGGAUGAUUUAUCCAAGAUUUGUGAGGACAUUCCUCAAGUGAUGGAUUCUGAAACACCUGGAUUAUCUGAAAGACCUAUCAAUAUUUUUCUUCCCAGACUAUUCCAGUUAUUCCAAUUCCCACAUGCGUUAUUAAGAAAACUGUCGGUGGCCUCGAAUAAUCAGUACAUUAUGUUGAUACCAAGCGUACUGUAUAUAUUUAUGGAUAAAUUUUUGCAAGUUUUGUUUAUUCUUGCUAAUGAUCCAAAUGUAGAGGUCCGGAUAUUGGUUUGUGCAGCUUUUGUUCAGUUGAUAGAAGUCUGUCCUGCAUUUUUGGAGCCGCACUUGAGGAAUGUGAUUGAAUACAUGCUGCAAGUCAAUAAUGACCUUGAUGAUGCAGUGUCUCUGGAAGUUCUUCCAACACUAAUGCAUGUCGAGGCUAAGUUGUCCACCUCUGAUGAUGAGACCUGGAAGGAAAGGGAAGCAGCAGUUUUAGCUCUAGACGCCAUAGCUGAGAGUUGGCUUAAUGAUCCUUAUCCUCAUCUCUCUCAGAUUGUUGCUUUCCUCACCCCUCUCUUAGACGACAAGUUUUCCCUGAUCAGAAGCAUAUCCUGUUGGACCCUUUCACGUUUCAGCAAAUUCAGUGUUGAGGGUAUUAAUCAUCCAGAAGGUCAUAAACCAUUUGACAAGGUCCUUGUGGGUGUUCUGCGAAGAAUAUUAGAUACUAACAAGCGGGUGCAGGAAGCAGCUUGUUCAGCCUUUUCAACUCUGGAAGAGGAAGCUGUGGAAGAGCUGCCACCACGAUUAGAUAUAAUAUUGCAACACCUUAUGUGCGCAUUUGGGAAAUAUCAGAGGAGGAACCUUAGGAUCGUGUAUGAUGUUAUUGAAACUUUGGCAGAUGCUGUUGGAGGGGACUUAAAUCAGCCUAUGCAUCUUGAUGUGCUCAUGCCACCGUUGAUUGCUAAGUGGCAGCAACUAUCAUAUUCAGACAAAGACCUAUUACCACUUUUGGAGUGCUUUACAUCUAUAGCACAGGCACUGGGUACAAGAUUCUCACUAUUUGUUCAGCCUGUAUCUCAGAGGUGCAUUAACAUCAGUCGUACUUCACGUCAUAUACCUUGGGCAGGGACUGAGGUUUUUGCUAGUGGCACUAUUGAAUGUGAAGAAACAAUAUUUACUUGGGUUCAACAACACAACUAUCUGGUUUCAUCCAUUGCCAGGAGGAUGGCUUCUGCUUGGUAUUGGAGUAUCGUGAGAUUAGUAUUUGAUCCUGGAGAUUUCAUUUACUCUCAUCCUGGAGAUUUCAGUUGCUGUGAACAUCCUUGA
This is a messenger RNA of Daucus carota subsp. sativus, 2769 nucleotides long. Its product is annotated as transportin-1. Lineage: Eukaryota; Viridiplantae; Streptophyta; Magnoliopsida; Apiales; Apiaceae. The coding region runs from base 1 to 2769 and encodes 922 amino acids. Gene Ontology annotation, molecular function: nuclear import signal receptor activity; small GTPase binding. Gene Ontology annotation, cellular component: cytoplasm; nucleus. The transcript has a single exon. Gene Ontology annotation, biological process: protein import into nucleus. The record is from RefSeq and is a predicted model, not a curated record.